Molecule: messenger RNA, 1866 nt
Organism: Episyrphus balteatus (marmalade hoverfly)
Lineage: Eukaryota; Metazoa; Arthropoda; Insecta; Diptera; Syrphidae
Product: protein glass
Exons: 8
Coding region: 80-1531 (483 amino acids)
Biological process (GO): regulation of transcription by RNA polymerase II
Cellular component (GO): nucleus
Molecular function (GO): RNA polymerase II cis-regulatory region sequence-specific DNA binding; DNA-binding transcription factor activity, RNA polymerase II-specific
Source: RefSeq, a predicted model, not a curated record
AGAUGUUUCACAAAAUGAAGCGGAAAAAAAAUAUAAGAACAAAAAUUAAAUUUUGUUUGUUAAGACUGGAAGUCAUGUCAUGGGAUUUUUACAUAAACGUUCCAAACUCUUGAAAAUAAUUCUGGAUUCACUGGAAGAUCAAGAGGGUGGAGCUAUGUACAUAUCGUGCGAUGUCUCAAAUGGAGGUCCUGUGGAGGCUGAAACGGGAUACGUUCCUAACAAUUCAUUGUUCGGGUUGGCAUUGGACAGUCCACAGCAAGAGUGUGCUGCAUCUUGUGUGGGCUGUCUAUGUUGCCAGGGGAACACAUCUUUACCUAUCCCAGCAUUAGGCGCUUCUGAUUUUGAAUCAGGAAAUUGCUUUGAAAACAACAGUGUUCCAUUAAGUUCACCUCAACCCAACUCACAAACAAAUUUGGGAACCUAUUGGAAUUCUGAUGAAAUGGCGUCAACAUUUCCAGGACUACCACCAUUAGAUAUCGACCCUUUGCCAAGUUUAUUCCCAUUUUCUCCAUGUGGUGCUUCAUACAAUUUUUCAGCUAAUCCUCAUCAGGCAUCUUUAUCAUACACAGUACAUCCGCAACUCAUUAACCAAACUCAGGCACAACAAAAUACUACAAAUGCACUAAGUACAGCAUCGCAAUCAUGCUACUACGAUGCUCCUUCAACAUGCAACCAGCAUUCUACACCUCCCAUUUACCCAAGCAUGAGUGUCAAUGUCAGCAUGAACAUGACCAUGCAUGGAUAUGGAACAGAAGCAUCUGUUCCAAUGCAAUGCUCCCAAAUGCAAUGGACUCCACCAAACUCUUCAUCAUCCGUAAAUGUUCUUUAUCCUCCGUUGUUGAGUCCAUCCCAUUAUCCGGCAGCUACAACUUACUCUUUUACUGCUGAUUUUAGACCACCAAUCAAUAAUCAGUCAAUAGCUCCAGCUCCAGGUGAAAUCCAAGAAAAAACUUCACCGCAUCGUGGUUUCUAUACACAACCCACUCAAUCAUAUUCACCGCCCAAAAGUCCACAAUAUUCCUUGGUUAGAGACACAAAGUCCUUUGGCAGUGGUGGAUUUGAGGACGAAGAUAGCAACGAAGGAUCAGACUCCAAGCCAAAUCUUUGUAGACUCUGCGGUAAGACAUACGCUCGCCCUAGCACAUUAAAAACCCACUUGAGAACGCACUCUGGUGAGAGACCUUAUAGGUGUCCUGAUUGCAACAAAAGUUUUUCACAAGCAGCCAAUCUCACAGCUCACGUACGCACACAUACCGGACAGAAACCGUUCCGUUGUCCAAUUUGUGAUAGACGAUUUUCGCAGAGCUCGAGUGUUACCACGCACAUGAGAACGCACUCUGGCGAACGUCCAUAUCGGUGUUCAUCAUGCAAGAAAUCAUUCUCCGACAGUUCGACACUAACAAAGCAUUUGCGUAUACAUAGCGGAGAAAAACCUUAUCAGUGCAAAUUAUGUUUGCUUAGAUUCUCUCAAUCUGGAAAUCUGAAUCGUCACAUGCGAGUUCAUGGUACAAAUAAUAAUCUGAUAUCGUGACAAAAACCCAAAGGUUUCCACCACUAUCACCAUCUAAACGACUACAGCAUAAGCGACAUUGGCCCUGCAUCACAAAAUUAUCCUGGAUAUUAUUUUUGUGCACUAAAUAAUCCUAGAAUGGAACGUUUCCUUAAUUAAAAAAAAAAAAAAACAAAGACAAAAAACAAUGUAUCAUGUGGGUGCUCUAACAAAAAAUAAUUCAGCGCAAUGAAUAUACAUAUGGAUAUGUAAUAUGCAUGAUUCGGGAAACUACGAAAAAAAUAACUUAUAUUAAAUUUUUAAUUAGAUUAAUGCUCAAAUAUUUAAGUGUAUGUAUAUAAAUUAUUUAGUUGUAU